CUUUGAGCGCUUCCUUUGCCCAUUUCCAAGAUGGCGCCUUAUAGCCAUGCUUGGAAUGCAGGUUGAAGCUAUAGUUCUGCCAUUACUCAAGAUGGCUGCCCCCAUCAAGAUGACCGGGGUGUGCCUAGGGGAAAGGGGCAGCAGGAUGGUUUGAGAUGGUCUAGCACUGAACCAUAUGGAAGUUUGUGAAACUGGGGAGCCUGAUGAUGGGGGGUGGAGCCCGUGGGGGAUAGAGGGAGCAGUAGAUUGUUUCCCCAGGCUAACCCCGACCCCUCCCUGUCCGCUGGACUAAAAUGGGGAACACCCUGGGCCUGGCACCGAUGGGGACUUUAUCCCGCCGGAGCCCCCGUCGAGAGGAACCGCUGCCCAACCCCGGGAGCUUCGACGAGCUGCACCGAUUGUGUAAAGAUGUAUUUCCAGCACAGAUGGAGGGCGUGAAGCUGGUUGUCAACAAGGUUCUGAGCAGCCAUUUCCAGGUGGCUCAUACUGUGCACAUGAGUGCCCUGGGCUUGCCAGGCUAUCACCUCCAUGCCGCCUAUGCCGGGGACUGGCAGCUUAGCCCCACUGAGGUGUUCCCCACUGUGGUGGGGGAUAUGGACAGCAGUGGCAGUCUCAACGCCCAGGUCUUGCUUCUGUUGGCAGAGCGUCUGCGAGCUAAGGCUAUCUUCCAGACACAGCAGGCCAAGUUCCUGACAUGGCAGUUUGAUGGCGAAUAUCGGGGAGAUGACUACACAGCCACUCUGACCCUGGGAAAUCCUGACCUGAUUGGGGAAUCAGUGAUCAUGGUUGCUCACUUCCUGCAGAGUGUCACUCAUCGGCUGGUGCUAGGAGGAGAGCUAGUUUAUCACCGUCGACCAGGAGAAGAGGGGGCCAUCUUGACUCUGGCUGGGAAGUACUCAGCUCUACACUGGGUAGCUACGUUGAAUGUUGGGUCAGGUGGGGCCCAUGCAAGUUAUUACCACAGGGCAAAUGAACAGGUUCAGGUUGGAGUGGAGUUUGAAGCCAACACAAGGCUACAAGAUACAACCUUCUCCUUUGGUUACCACCUGACUCUGCCCCAGGCCAAUAUGGUGUUUAGAGGCUUGGUGGAUAGUAACUGGUGUGUAGGUGCUGUGUUGGAGAAGAAGAUGCCUCCCCUGCCUGUAACUCUAGCCCUGGGAGCCUUUCUCAAUCACUGGCGCAACAGAUUCCAUUGUGGCUUCAGCAUCACUGUGGGCUGAAGUUGUCCUGGAGGCAACUUCCACAGCAGCUGGAACCUUUGAGUCAGAUGUCCUAGGGCCAGAGACUACCUAGGUUCGUCUCCAAAGCCUACCUUGCUGAUGACUUCUAGGUCCCAUGGGCAGAGUAAGGGGAUAGGACCGUGUCCUCCUCAGAGCUGGAGCUUGCCACACGAUCACUUUCCAAUGAGGCAGUGGUUUGAGGUUCCCAAUUCUGCCAUCACCCCCACUGUAAUUUUCCACAAGCUCUGUGGCUCUGGACUGAAGGAGAAGGGUCAAGGAUGUAUCUGGCUCCUCUCACCCUACUUUCUUCUUUAUUGUUUUUAUUUGAUGAAGGAAUUAGCUUCUUCAGAGCAGAAAAAUCUGCAUGGGAUUCGCUCCCUGUCCCAUUUCUCCCAGUUUUUAAUCCCUCAGCCCCCCAAGGUUGGGAAAGUAGGGUUAAAAAGCUAAAUCUUUGGCCAUAGAAAGACCAAAGAAUGGGCCCACCCAUUCCCAGAAGGAACUUGACCUUCUAGCCCCGAGGCUUCCUCCUUUCCCAUCUUCUGUGUUUCCAGAGAACAACUUUGUCCUUAUGGUUAGCCCAAGUCCCCACUCUCUUCCCAUUGCCCUCUCCACUCCCCAUCGAUGACGGCACGAAGAGACAGUUACUGUUCAGUGUUUCAUUGCUGUCACUGAGCUCCUUUCAGCUGGUCCCCAUCUUGGAUACCAGCAGUUUCCCCUUUCCAGUCCAAUGAAUCCCAGGGGUCUGGGGAAGGAGGCAAGCCUGGGCCUCAGCUGCAGAUUUCCCCCAGCAGUGGCAUCAUAGCGGACAGUCCCUGGAUGCGCUGUACUUCGUAUGAGUAUGCAUUGUUUAUGCUCCGGAGCUCAGCCAGCAGGCCCAUCAGCUUUGCAUACAGAAACCUUUGGAGGGAGUAGUAGGGUUACCAGGGAAAGAAGAGGGAAGUAAAGCAGCUGGGAGUCUUGUCCUGAAGCCCCUGAACUGUCCCUUAAGGAGGCUAAGUCUGAACAUUAGAAAAUCAUGCUGUGGACGGCACAUACUAUACUUUGAAAAAUUUCAGAAGUCCCUAAGAGGGCCUCUAUCAACACCGUCUUCCUUCCUUGUGCCUAGUUUUUCCUGAACCCAGGGCUUAGAGGUCAAGUGUAAAGGAAGUGCUAGACAUGGCCAAAACUUCAACUGUAUAGAACCUGGAGGUAGAACCUUCCAGAAGGAACCUCUGGAAGGUGGGUGUGUCUUCUAUGUAUGAAGCAUCCCCCUCUUAGCAAACUGAUUUAUCAAGGGAUGAGUAGGACAAAAAGUGUCAUGAACUUCAGAGCCUGGACUGUUGAAGUAGGGACAGACUUUGUCCACAAAACUGUGAAUGACCGUGACUUCAAAGGGAACUGAAAAAUUCAAGGAAUUGACCCAAGGGAGAGGUAGAGAGCCCAAAAGAAGAAUGAGCAAGACUUUGAAAAUUUUGCUUUAGUUUGGAAAGGUUGGAGAGGUGAGGUGACGGAUAUCACCAAUCUCAGGAAUGCUAUCACACAUAGGCUAUGAGCUACUACUUUGCAUCUCUACUGAAUAAAACAAACAAAAAAACUUGGAAAAGUGAAAUGGAACAGCAUUAUGAGCAAUUUGGAUAUUGGAACUAUGUGUGAUAGGGGUGGCCCAAGGGAAGGUCUAGAUUCCUAAGUAUUUGGUUUCCCAAAGGAAACAACAGUAAACUGCAUUCAUCCAUA
Messenger RNA from Cricetulus griseus (Chinese hamster), 2933 nucleotides. The record is from RefSeq and is a predicted model, not a curated record. Lineage: Eukaryota; Metazoa; Chordata; Mammalia; Rodentia; Cricetidae.